AAUUUUUAUAUUUAAAGUUAUAGAGUAUGCUCUUAAUAAAAAAAAGGUAUAUGACUUCAUUCAGAUAAUUUUUCAUGGAUUUAGAAAAGAUCCAUCUUCUACUGCCCCUGUGUUUCUAUUAUUGUUUCUUAAAAUCCAUAAAAUCUAACUUUCAGCGCCCUACGAUAUUAUUGGAAUCACUGUCGCAGAUUUAUCCAAAAUAAAAAGAAGAAAAAAUCAAUCCCAUCAAAAUGAAUAUGCAUCACAAAAUGAUGCUGGCCUCAUUUCAGACACUAAUUAACGUGGUUGAUUUUCAAGAUAUCCGACGUUCAAAUUUAAUAAAAUUAAAAACGAUUUUGGUAUGGGUGAUUCAUUUGAGACACAAAUAAUUUGUUGGCCAUAUUUAAUAACUUGACAACGAGAAACAUAUUUUUUGAAUGAUUUUAUAGACAUAAAUAUAUAUAAAAUACAGACUCAUUACACCUUUAACAGCAACACUAUGGGCAUGGUUCAGAAGUAUAUAUAAUAGUGGUAGAGAUUUCUUAGUUUCUACUUGCACUGUGGGUAGAACUAUGUGGAAGCUCAGGAUUGCGGCUGAGGCUGGAGAUGGCCCUCACUUGUUCAGCACCAACAACUACGUAGGCAGGCAGAUUUGGGAGUUUGAUGCAAACUCAGGCUCUCCAGAAGAACGUGAAGAGGUCGAUAGAGCUCGUCAGAACUUUUCCCUAAACCGUUCUUGUUUCAAGGCUAGUGCUGAUCUCCUCUGGCGCAUGCAGUUUCUGAGAGAGAAGAAGUUUAAACAGAAAAUUCCUCAAGUAAGAAUAGAAAAUGCAGAGGAAAUAACCUAUGAAGACGCAAGGGCAGCACUGAGGAGAGGGGUACUUUAUUUUGCGGCCUUACAGGCUGAUGAUGGACAUUGGCCUGCUGAAAAUUCUGGUUCUAUGUUCUUCAACGCCCCCUUUUUCAUAUCCUUGUACAUCACUGGCCAUCUCGAGAAAAUUUUCACUCCUGAGCAUCGCAAAGAAUUCAUGCGUUACCUGUAUAACCAUCAGAACGAUGAUGGUGGAUGGGGAAUACAUGUGGAGGGCCACAGUGUUAUGUUCUGUACAGUCCUCAACUACAUCUGUCUUAGAAUUUUUGGGAUGGAUCAAGAAAGUGUUUGUGCAAGAGCACGUAAGUGGAUCAUCGACCAUGGUGGUGCCGCGUAUACGCCCUUGUUUGGAAAGAUUUGGCUUUCGGUUCUUGGAGUGUAUGAUUGGUCUGGUUGCAAGCCCAUGCCACCUGAGUUCUGGAUGCUUCCUUUGUCGUCUCCUUUUAACGGAGGCACUGUUUGGAUUUAUUUACGAGACAUUUUCAUGGCUGUGUCAUACUUGUAUGGAAAAAAAUUUGUCGCUACUCCAACACCUCUAAUAGCACAGCUCCGGGAAGAGCUUUAUCCUCAGCCAUACAGCAAAAUCAAAUGGAGUCAAGCGCGCAAUCUAUGUGCAAAGGAAGAUCUAUACUAUCCACAGUCUUUUUUGCAAGAUAUGUUUUGGAAAAGUGUUCAUGUGUUCUCAGAGAACCUCUUAAACCAAUGGCCUCUCAACAAGCUCCUAAGACAAAAAGCUCUCCGAAAGACAAUGGAAAUAAUUCACUAUCACGAUGAAUCCACUCGAUAUAUUACCGGUGGAUGUGUACAAAAGCCGUUUCAUAUGCUUGCUUGUUGGGUAGACGACCCAGACGGUGAUUAUUUUAAGAAACAUCUUGCUCGAGUCUCAGAUUUCAUAUGGAUAGGCGAAGAUGGUCUGAAAAUCCAGUCUUUUGGUAGCCAGUUAUGGGAUACGGCCUUAUCGCUGGAGGUCUUGUUAGCUGCUGAUAUGGAUGAUGAGAUUAGCUCAACGUUGAUCAAAGGAUACGACUUCUUGAAGAAAUCUCAACUGACAGAGAACCCUCCCGGUGAUCAUAGGAAAAUGUUUCGAGAGAUAACGAAAGGCGCGUGGACCUUUUCAGACCGAGAUCAAGGAUGGGCUGUUUCUGAUUGCACUGCUGAGAGUCUAGAGUGCUGCCUAAUCUUUGAGAGCAUGCCAAUGUUGGGUGAGAAAAUGGAUGCAGAGAAGCUGUACGAUGCCGUUAAUUUGCUUCUAUACUUUCAGAGCAAUGGAGGUUUAGCUGUGUGGGAGCCUGCUCGUGGGAAUACCUGGCUUGAGUGGCUGAGUCCCGUGGAGUUUGCCGAAGACACAGUCGUCGAGCUAGAGUAUCUUGAAUGUACAGGGUCUGCAAUAGUAGCGCUGGUUCGGUUCUUGGAAAUGUUUCCAGGCCACAGAAAAGAAGAAGUCGAGAGUUUUAUAAGAAAGGGAAUCAAAUACAUUGAGAGUUUCCAAAUGCCAGACGGUUCAUGGUAUGGAAAUUGGGGCGUGUGCUUCAUCUUUGGAACCUUUAAUGCCGUCCGAGGUCUCGUUGCCGCAGGCAAGACUUACAGUAACUGUGAUGCUAUCGGUAGAGCAGUUCAGUUCCUACUAGAUACACAAAAUGCAGAAGGUGGAUGGGGUGAGAGUUAUCUCUCUUGCCCGAUUAAGAAAUAUACCCCUUUGGAAGGAAACAAGACGAAUGUUGUGAAUACAGCACAAGCAAUGAUGGGUCUAAUUAUGGGUGGUCAGAUGGAGAGGGACCCAAGCCCGGUUCAUCGCGCUGCUAAGGUGUUGAUUAAUUCACAGCUGGAGAACGGUGAUUUCCCACAACAGGAAAUAAUGGGAGUGUUCAAGAUGAAUUUGUUGCUACAUUAUCCAACCUAUAGGAACAUUUUCACUCUCUGGGCACUCACCUAUUAUACCAAGGCCCUUCGUCUGCGUAUGUAAUUACUUUUGUCACGCUUGAAUCUCAUCAUCACCACGUACUCUUUUGCAAUGUAUACAAAAGUCUUUGCUUCUAUCACAAGAAACAAGAUGAAAGAUCCACAUAGAUUCCUCAUCUCAUUCUCGUUUGUCAUCAUCAUCCGCUCCUUCCAUGCCUCAAGGCCAUAAUUUCGGUUAUCUUGGUUCUGGUUACGCCUACCACCAAUUACCAAACUAGUUUUCGUUUAACCCGUAAUACUGCAUUUGGUUCUUUUUCAACUAAAUAUGUGAAUAAAUAAGUUGCAUUUCGGUUUGUAAUAUUCAGGUUUCUAAAACUGGGUCUACUAAAGGCUCUUGUGAACUUUAUUUUACACCUCUAAAUUUGAAAAUCAUUUAACCAAAAUAGUUUUUGGAUAAUUCUCAAAAAUACAGCUAGAAGAAGUUUAUGUUCCAAAUGUAACAUCACAGGUAUUAUUUUUCCAAAAACCACCAUUAGAAUAAUGUUUUUUCAAAAAUACCAUAAAACUGAACCCAAACUAAUUUAAACCAUAAAAACUAAACGCUAAACCAAAAAAUUAAACCCUAAAGCUCUAAAUUAAACUUAAAGUGCAAAAUACUAAACAAUUUUAAUGUGAAUGUAAUAGACACCCUGGUUUUUUUUAAGGUUGGUUAAUUAUGCUAUUAAACCAAUGAAAAACAUUAAAUAGACGGUUUUACAGCCAAUAAGUUUACAUGCUUUAUAAAGAUUACGUCUGAUUGAACCAAGCUUGAACGUAUGAGAUUUAUGUCUAACAGUACUUCUUGAAUCAUGUUGAAGAUCUCAUGUAAACUUUUUUUUAAAUAUUAUGCCUAAUUUUUCUUCUUUAGGAUUUGAAACUCAUAUUUUCUGAUACAAAACUAUUAAUGAAUUCUUAGUCAAACCCAUUGAUUAAGGGAUUUCG
Molecule: messenger RNA, 3730 nt
Organism: Brassica napus (rape)
Lineage: Eukaryota; Viridiplantae; Streptophyta; Magnoliopsida; Brassicales; Brassicaceae
Product: seco-amyrin synthase-like
Exons: 16
Coding region: 552-2813 (753 amino acids)
Biological process (GO): triterpenoid biosynthetic process
Cellular component (GO): lipid droplet
Molecular function (GO): beta-amyrin synthase activity
Source: RefSeq, a predicted model, not a curated record